This is a messenger RNA of Onychostoma macrolepis, 6165 nucleotides long. Its product is annotated as interferon-induced very large GTPase 1-like. Gene Ontology annotation, molecular function: GTP binding; protein binding. NCBI's taxonomy places the organism in Eukaryota, Metazoa, Chordata, Actinopteri, Cypriniformes, Cyprinidae. The record is from RefSeq and is a predicted model, not a curated record.
UCUCAGCACGGUAGGAAAAUCCCAUCAGAUCAGUGUUUAAGGUCUUUAAAUAGAAACACUUAUACAAUGUCACUUUUAUAUCAUGUUUUUAGCAAAAUCUAAUGACAAAAGCUUCAACUCCUCAACAAAAAGAUAAACGGAAGAAAGAGCUUUGAAAAAUACUGAAGCAUGGACUCAGUGGGACUGAAUCUGAUAAAAACAGCAGCUCUUGGGAGACCCUUCCAGCUCGGCAUGCUGUAUGACUGCAGAAACGACGAGUUAAUAGCAGGAAUCAGACUUUGGAAUAAAGAACAACUGGAGCAGAAUACUUGCUCUCGUCCCCAAAUUAAUACAGAGUUUAAUGUAACAGCUUCAGACUCCAUUAAGGACAAAUCUAACUUACUAAAUAUUGAAGGUGGACUGAACCUGAGUGUCUUAGGUGGACUCGUCCAGGUUAGUGGAUCAGCAAAGUAUCUCAAAGACACCAAGACGUCUUUCAUACAGCAGAGACUGACGCUACAUUAUCAUUCAUCCAGCGAGUUUAAAGAACUGACUGUGAAUCAGCUGCCUUCUGAAAAUAUUCCUGAUGAUGUUAAUGGCAUAGCCACACAUGUAGUAACAGGGAUACUGUACGGAGCAGAUGCCUGCUUUGUGUUUGACAGACAAGUUUCUUCAGAUGAGGACAAAAGAACGGUGAAAGGAGAAGUAAAAGUGGCUCUAGAUAAACUGAUGGGUAUCAUUUCACUAGAUGCGAACGCUGACCUGAACAUGAAUGACAAAGAGAAAACUGCAGUCAAAGACUUCACUUGUAGAUUUUAUGGUGACUUCCAGCUGCAGACUAAUCCGACCACUUUUGAAGAUGCAAUGAAGGUUUUUGCUGAUCUUCCGAAACUGCUGAAAGAAAACCAACAGCUGGCGGUUCCUCUGAGAGUUUGGCUUUAUCCUCUGCACAAACUUCACUCAAGAGCUUCAAAACUUCAGAAAGACAUCAGCAUGGAUCUGAUCCAAGAAACUGAGUCAGUGAUUGAGAGUUUAAAUACGGCCGAGAUGAAAUGCAGUGAUCUUCUGGAAGACUCUCCUGCUGUGGCUUUUGCUGCAUUUCAUGAUAAAAUUCUGCAAAUGAAGCAAAACUGUUACAGCUACAAGUUGAGACUCAUGAAGAAGCUCGGCUCUCUGCUGCCAAACAUCCGCGGAGACUUGAUGAAGGAUACGGCACUGAAUGAUCUUCUACAAGAACAUGAUGCAUCUCCAUUCAGAAGAAGUGAUCUUGCAGAAUGGCUGAAAAAGAGAGAAAAAGAGUCUGAGAUCAUUAAAACACUCCUCAGACGACUAAAUGUUUACGGUGCACAGGUGGAAGUCAACAUAGACGUAAUCUUGAUGGAUCUGGAAGAUGGAAAUCUGGUCAGUUACACAUUCACGUCACUGGACUGCUCAGAUUUGCUUCUUUUUCAACAAACCACCUAUUUGAGUCCUCCAACACAAGGAGAAACUUAUAAGAAAAGCCCUGAUUUCAAGCAAAAGUCUUGGCUCAGUCCAGAGACCCAAAAGACCAUGAGGAGAAACUUGGAGAUAUUUAAGAACCUGGUGAAUUCAAAAGACUGUAAACAAGCAAAGUUUAUUGUGUCCUCAAAGGAAAUGGUGAAUAAUCCUGGUUCCUGCAUUCUUCUGUAUGAAAGUGAAUGUGAUGAAGCUGUUUGUUUCACUCCUCCAUCCAAACCAGUCUGUCCAGUCACAGAAGAGGUCAAAGGUCAGAGUGUGGUUCUGAAGGUGGUUCCUUCAUCAUGUCCUGCUACAGUGGAGCGCAGAUUACUGUAUAAAGUGAAGCAGGACACAGACUGGAGAUCUGAAGCUGUGCUGAAGUAUCGAGACACAGUUACUCUGACUGAUCUGAGAUCAGGAGCUGAGUAUGAGAUCAAAUGUGCUGCGGUGGGGAAACUCAACUACACCACAUACAGUGAUGUUAUGCAUCUAAGGAUCAUUGAGAAGAGUCUCAUCUCGGCAUUAGACUGUGUCAAUGAUAAUCUGAGCUUCACUGAAAACAAGUGCAGUGAACUGUUGAAAGACACCACGACAAACACAUUUAAUGCAUUUCACAAGAAGAUUGAAGAUAUGAGGCGAUUCUGCCAAAUCUACAGACAAGAGUUCAGUGAUAAAAGUCAGUCGCUGAUCCGGUCAGUUCAAGCCUGUGAAGAAGAGACUUGUGCUUUGACCAAUUUUCUACAAACUCAUGAAGAGUCUCCAUUUAACACACAGGAUCUCCAGGAGUGGAUCACGGGGAAAGAAAAAGAAUUAAACACAGUUAAUGAGUUUCUUCAACAAUUACUGGACUUCGGAGCUGAAGUGAGAAUGAGCUUAGAUACAGUUUUGUCAGAUGUUAAGGUGGAGAAUGUGGUUUGCUACACAUUUAGUUCCCUUGAGCAGCCAGACGAGCUGCUUUCUGAACAAGAACAUUACCUGAAAGCUCAAACAGUGUGGACGAAUCCAGGAACGUCUCCUCGAGUAUUGACAUGGCUCACUGGAAACAUCAGGGAGAAAAUGAGAGAACAUUUAAUCAUGUUUAAGGAGCUGAUGAUAUUACACAGCAGUCAGUCCACUAAAUUUAUUGUUUCCUCACAAGACCACAAAAAUGAUCCUGGUUCCUGCAUUCUGCUGUAUGAACAUGGAUGUGAUGAAGCUGUUUGCUUCACUCCUCCAUCCAAACCAGCCUGUCCAGUCACUGAAGAGGUCAAAGGUCAGAGUGUGGUUAUGAAGGUGGUUCCUUCAUCAUGUCCUGCUACAGUGGAGCUCAGAUUACUGUAUAAAGUGAAGCAGGACACAGACUGGAGAUCUGAAGCUGUGCUGAAGGAUCGAGACACAGUUACUCUGACUGAUCUGAGAUCAGGAGCUGAGUAUGAGAUCAAAUGUGCUGCGGUGGGGAAACUCAGCUACACCACAGAGAGUGACGUGAUCACAGUCACCACAGAGAGAGAAAACAAGGAGUUUGGAACUGCAGGAAUCAGAGCAGAUCGACAUCUACAACAAGAAAAAACUGAAAGAGGUAUAAUAGAGCAUCUGUUUCACAGACUUCAUCUUGAUAUCAGGCAUAAUGAUAAACUGAGAGCUGCAGAUGUUCUUCAGAUAAACAACCAUUCAUUACAGUACCUUGAGUUUUGUGCUGAAGAAGAGCUGAUUCAGACUUUCCUACAGAAACUACUGAUGAUGAACUACAGAGCAAGAUGCAUCAAUGCUAGGGAAUCAAAUUAUGAGGAUCAAAUACAACAAAGAGAUGAUGACUUAUUUGAAGAUGAGAGUGAUAUUUUUGAAAGCAUGUUUUGGUCUAAUGAAAGAACCAGUCAGUCUGAGCAAAUCCACCCGAUGGAUGUCCAGAUGGCUGUGUUUCAUUGUGCUGAUGUUUUCCUGAAGCAGCUGAUGGUCACUAAACUGUCCCAGUGUCAGUAUGCUCUGCCUCUGCUUGUUCCUCAUCCAUUCACACAACAGAUUGAGUUUCCUCUCUGGACAUUCAGACAAAUCCACAAGAGCUGGAAGAUCAGAAACAGAAACAAUCAGAUCAUCAGUCAAAUCCAGCCAGUCUACAAGGCAGAAACUCCAAUGGUGUUUUUCUUCAGGUCUGGCUCUGUGUCUUACUCCAAGUCUCAGCUGAUGAACAGUCUGAUCAAUGAGAAACACAACACGUUCUUCCACAGGAACUGCUCAGGCAGCAGCAGAACCAGAGUCCUGAUGGAUGGAGUGGUGGAGAUCGCCUGGUUCUGUCCGUCUGGAUCAUACGGUGAUAAAUUCACUGAGUGUGUAGCGUUCUGUAAUCUACACGGUGAUGCAGGAGACCAUGAGAAACAGCUGCAGAUCCUCACUGAAAUGAGCUCAGUCAAUGUUGUUCUUUUAGAAAAACUUGACAGGAAUGACAGACAUGCAGCAAAAUUUCAAAACCUGUACAAGGACAGAAAGCCACUCAUUUGUGUUCUUACUGAGGAUCGAUCUGUUGUAACUAAAAUGGAGAAAAGGAAAUACAAGAUCGGUCUGAAAGACAGAAAUCAGUCAGAUGUAUCUGAAGAACUCAGAAGAGCCAUAAAUGAUUGUCUCUCAGAAUCAUCUUCCACUUUCAGACUUGAAGAUGUGUCCAAACACUCAGACAUCAGAGUAGAUGAGGAAGAUGAUGAUGACUGCAGGAGAGGAAGAGAAGCAGCACAGCAGAUGAUGAGUUUACUGGAGAAGAAAGAUCUGACAGAAAUCAAAGAAUCAUUUCUGCCUCAUCAGGGGAAACUGUGGCAUCAGUGGAGUCAGAAGAACAAAGAACUACAUCGACCUCGAGGAGAUGAGACAGAAAUGGACAUCAGUAGAAAGAUAACUGAAAUUAGGAAAAUACGUGAACAGCAGCAUAGAUCUGAAAUCAGUGAGUUUAUGAAGAUCUUUAUUAAAGAAAUGAACUCAGAUGCUGCAAAUAAUAAGAUGUUUUUCCUCAAAUGGCUCAGAAUCGUCCUGGAUGAAUAUACAUCAGCUGGUCUUUCUGCUCUACAUCACAAAUAUGAUGAAAAGUGGUCAACAGUAUUACAACUGAAGGAGCAACAUUAUAAAUCUGAGCAACUCAAAGAUGAACAAACUGAACUUGACAGAAUAUCUGAGGAACUUAAAGAUGCAUCCUUUGGUUUGGAGCACAUCAUGAGGGAGAUCGGUCAGAUCUAUGAAUCAUGUUCAUCUGUGAAGAAGAACAAGAAAGACCUGCAGGUUCACUUCUCUUCUCUCCCGAGUCUCGCAGCAGAGAUGAUGAUCUCUGGAUUUCCACUGGAGCUGAUGGAUGGAGAUGCUGCUCAUGUUCCUGUGAUCUGGAUCUCUGCUGUUCUGGAUCAACUCCAUCAGAAACUGGGAGACCAGAGAGUCUUUGUGCUGUCAGUUUUAGGGGUUCGAGGCUCUGGGAAAUCCACCAUGCUGAAUGCCAUGUUUGGACUCCAGUUUGCGGUCAGUGCUGGCAGAUGCACCAGAGGAGCUUUCAUGCAGCUGAUCAGAGUCUCAGACGAGAUGAAAACACAGAUGAACACUGACUAUAUUCUGGUUGUUGAUACUGAGGGUCUUCGUGCUCUAGAACUGUCUGGAAGAUCAACAAGACAUCAUGACAAUGAACUGGCAACAUUUGUUGUUGGUCUGGGAAAUCUGACUCUGAUCAACAUCUUUGGUGAAAACGCAUCUGAGCUGCAGGACAUUCUUCAGAUUGUUGUUCAGGCCUUCAUGAGGAUGAAGAAGGUCAGACUGAAUCCCAGCUGUGUGUUUGUGCAUCAGAACAUCUCAGACGUCACAGCUGGAGAAAACAUGGAGGGAAGGAGACGACUGCAGGAGACACUGGAUGAGAUGACUAAACUCGCUGCUAAAGAGGAAGUCUAUAAUGCAAAUUGUUUCAGUGAUGUCAUUAGAUUUGAUGUUCAGAAAGAUGUGAAGUAUAUUCCUCAGCUCUGGGAGGGAAACCCACCGAUGGCUCCAACAAACCCAAACUACAGCGAGAACAUUCAAGAACUGAAGAUGACUAUUAUGUCUCAUGCCUCAAGAUCACAUGGAAUGAGACUGAAAGACUUAAAAUAUCGUAUUAAUGAUCUCUGGGAGGCUUUACUGAAUGAACGAUUUGUCUUCAGUUUCAGAAGUGCUCUGGAGAUUUCAGCCUACAGGAGACUGGAGAUUCAAUACAGCAAGUGGUCCUGGAGGCUUCGCUGUGCCAUGAUGGAAACUGAGAACAAACUUCACAACAACAUAGAACAUGAAGCAAUUCAUGAGGUUGAGGAAACUGAUCUUCACAGAGAGCUGAAGAAGACAAGUGAGGAAGUGGAAAAAUCAAUGUCUGAAUUCUUUGAGGAAGACAGAGAUGCAGAUAUACUGAUUCAGUGGAAAACAUCAUUUGAAAUCAAAAUCAAAGAGCUUCGGGAAAACAUUAUGAGAGAAACAAAGAGGAAAUUAAAUAAGAUUAUUCAGCAGCGAGACCUGAAGAAAAAGAUUGAUGCUCAGAGGACACCUCAUGAAAACACUCUCUAUGAAAAGAGCAAAGAACUCGCCUUAAAACUCAAAGACAAAUCAAAUGAUGAAGAAAUACUGAAGAAAGAGUUUGAUUGGUUCUGGGAACAGUGUGUGAAGAAGGUCAUCAGAGACACUCCUGCAAUCAGAGACAUUGAUAUAAUGAGAGACGUGAGAGAGAUCCUCAGUGACGUCUAU